AUGGGUUUGUUAAGAAGUAGAAAAUUGUCUAAACCGAUCGUGGAAAUUCUUACAGGUGAUUUCAAACAUUCUAGAUAUUAUGAUUUUAUCUACAUUUUUUCAAAAGAGUCUGUUAAAAGAACCGUUGAACACAGGUCUCAUUCUUUGCUAUCAUUCAAAAAAUAA
Heterostelium album PN500 is the source of this 165-nucleotide messenger RNA. RefSeq lists its product as uncharacterized. The record is from RefSeq and is a predicted model, not a curated record. NCBI's taxonomy places the organism in Eukaryota, Evosea, Eumycetozoa, Acytosteliales, Acytosteliaceae. The transcript is spliced from 3 exons. Bases 1 to 165 code for a protein of 54 amino acids.